AUGUUUCAUGCUAAUCAACUGCAUAAUAUGUUUUUCACAAAUUGGAAUUUUGCAGUAUCAAAUCCUAAUGAUAGCUAUAUUAUGUCAAUAACUCCUAUAACAUAUAAUAAUAGUAUUAGUUCAUGUUCAUGUGCAACUAUACCAAGAUGUUCGAGAUCAUUUUUUAUUAGCAAUAAUAAAACAGAAAUAUUACCCGAUAUUUGUGAAAAUAAAAAAUAUUUUAAUACGAAUUCAAGUCGUAGUGAUAUUCUUAAAUAUUUAAUGUUUAUUUAUACAAUAACAUCAUUUCUUUAUAUAUUUGCUUAUUGUUCUUUACAAACAGCAUUAUGUCAUGUUGAAAAUGUAAUUGUACAAAAUAUGAAAAAUGUUUCCAUUGGUUUGUUUGAAUUAAAAAUUUCGAUAAAAAAAUAUCUAUAUUUUGGAAGUUUAUAUCAAGAAUGUGGUAAACCUUUAUACGACUUAUUAACCAAAGCUCAUCAAAAAUUUGAAAAUAUUCUGCAUCCAGAAACUUUACAUAUUAAACAAAUAUUUAUUGACUUUUUUGAUAAAAGACGACCAUUGAUGGGUACUCUAAGGCAAUUAUCUGAACCACAAGUAGCAAAGAACAUAUUUUUAUUUGAUUAA
Molecule: messenger RNA, 624 nt
Organism: Rotaria sp. Silwood2
Lineage: Eukaryota; Metazoa; Rotifera; Eurotatoria; Philodinida; Philodinidae
Source: the annotation of a GenBank genome assembly